CAUUGAUAGGUGGCAUUGACUGGCACUGAUGGGUGACACUGAAAGGCAGCUCAGAUGGGCACUGAUAUGUGGCAUUGAUGUGCACUGGUAGGCACUGAUAUGUGGCAUUGAUGUGGCACUGAUGUGCACUGGCAUGAGGCACUGAUGAGCACUGACACAAGGCAUUGAUGGACACUGACAGGUGGCCCUGCUGGAGCUACACUGAUCAUCAGGGCACACUGAUCAUCAGUGCCCUGAUGAUCACUGUCAGCGUGACAGCACGAGAGGAGAGAAAUGCCGAUAACCGGCAUUUCCCUGUUUACAUGUGAUCAGCUGUGAUUGG
Staurois parvus is the source of this 322-nucleotide messenger RNA. The record is from the annotation of a GenBank genome assembly. Lineage: Eukaryota; Metazoa; Chordata; Amphibia; Anura; Ranidae.